AUGCAGCGAUCGCAUUCCCAUAAAACGUCUGUCGACACGCAUAAACCGUCGUGCGAUCAGGAUGGAAAAGUGAGUUUUCAACAACAAAAAGAACACUGCUGCCGCCGCUGACUGGCCGUAAUCCAUCGAGGCGAUUAAUGCGAAAAGCGAGUGCAAACUGUGGAAACGGCCGGAUGGAAUUGAUUGAUAAAAAGUAAAGCAGUAGUCGUGCCGAAAAGGCGGAGAGAGAAAACAGACCGACCAUUUUUAUUUCCGUUGUCCAAAUUUCCCCGGUUGCCCCGUGAGGCCAUCAGGGUGUAAAAAGAGUGCGUCUUAUCAAAUGUUAUGAGUCAAUUGUUUUGUGUCACUCAUUGGCCGUCCGGUGCUCUUGUGCCCCGGCAGAUUCUUUCUCACCCAUUAAUUCCCACGUCAGGCGCGGAGAGACGAAAUAUGGGAGAGACGGAGAUGUUCAGACGCAGAUAGUGACCGGUUGUAAAGUUGUGGCUCGGUCCAGUCUCGAGAGAUGUCAAGAGAAAUCCGAAACAGAUGGUCCUGGGUGUCCUCUGGAGGCGCCUGGUCCUCUAUUGUACUCCGCCGAUUAGCACCACUUUAGUGCGCCGAGAACGGAAGAAGACAAGAUUAUGACCUCGAGCGAGAAAGGAAAAGAACAAAAAAAGUUGGAAUGCGUGCGAGAGCGUCUAAUGGCGGCAGUUUAUGGCAAUCUGGACGCGAGGGCUUGCUGGUUGGCGACCGGAAAUUCGCAGAGGAAGAAAGAAAUCUCUCCAGACUUUUGCGGGUUUUCUUUCUUUCUUCGCCGACUGACUAGCGCCAACUCCGGUCGGAGAGUCCUUUUUCGAAUAAGUACUACUACUAAAUACUGCUACUACCAGUUUCUUCGUUUCUCUGAUCGCUCCACUGAUUCGCUGAUCUCUCCCGGUUCCCGCGAACUGACGGACGGACACAUCGCACACAAGCGACACACACUCACAAAAAUUCGAUUAGCAGAUUGAACUUGGUGAUAAACCCUGCAGUGCGUGGCCACCCACCCCGACGACGCAGUUUCAUCCAUUUUUCGUUCGACUCCUCGGCCCGACGCUUCCUUCUCUGCGACUCCUCCCUCUCUCGUUUCGCCCAAUACACGAAGGACGGCGGGGGACGAAUUGAAUUCCGGAGGUCCUCUUUCCGCCCCAAAACCACUCUGUUUCUCAGCAAACAGAUAUUUUUGCCGUUUCGUACCCGACUUCCAUUCUCCGUUUCUAAGUUGCGAAGCCAGUUAACUUUUUUUUUGCAGAUGACGAUGAAAGCAGAAGACAUUGCACACGUCCUCAGGGACGGGAUUGCUCUGCUACCAGGAGGACGAUGUCGAGCCGGUCAGGCGAUCAUUGUGUGCCCUUCUCGGGAGCAGCCUGUCAAUCAGGAUCAUCUGCGCAAUGUGUUUCUUUAUCUGUUCGAAGUAACUGCGUAAGUAUUUCUUUUCAAAAAAGUACGGCUCAAAGGUGUUUUGCAAACGAAAUCCGAAAGUUACCUUGGUUUUAUUUACCGCUCUGAUGAUAGAUUGGAUUUGCAGAAAAGUGGCACGCGAAAAAGGAUUCUCAGUGGUAAUUGAUAUGCGUGGAAAACAGACAUGGACCAAUGUUCGGCAGAUUCUCAAAGCGCUCAGCGUAUGUUUUUUUGAAAAUGAAAAUCCCAAAAAAAACUUCAUUCAGAGUAUCGAAUCGACGUCCACCAUUCAAGUGUUCAUCAUUAAGCCGGACAAGUUUUGGGAAAAACAAAAAGCACAAUUGUCGUUAGGCACGUGGGAUUUCGAAGUGGAAAUGUACUCGUUCGAAUCGCUCGUCAAGUUCAUCGACUCCUCGAUGCUGCCAAAAUGUGUCGGCGGAACGUAUCCGUACGAUAACGACGAGUGGCUCGAGAUGAGGUUGGAGCUGGAAGCGUGGAUAUGGAAAAUGACAGAUCUGAUGGAAAAGUUGGAAUCUGUGCGGCGAGACAUUUGUGAAGGAGAGCAGCCAGUCGACGUGCGGACAGCCGAUGCGGCAUUGAAGAAGAGCCACGUGGCAAAAAAGAACAUUUUCACCAUUCCCGUAGAGGAAUUAGGAAACGAAGCAGACAGAGUUGGUUUCAAAAUUCAAAUUUAUGCCAGAUCAUGAAGAUAAAAAGGAGUUUUCAGAUAAUUACUCGAAUAUCGGCCGCGAAAGUCAUUAACCCCGAUCUCCAGGCAACGAUUCCUUAUGUUUCCAAUCUAAUAGACUCUCUUCGGUUACUAAAGUAGUUUUUUCUCCUUCCUGAUGACAUCUUGACACCUUUUCUUUCAGAGGUGACGUCUACACAUUAUGGGGAAGUCGUCAGGCGGAACUUGAACUUGUUUACAAGCAGAAACUGUUUGUGCACGACGCCGAAAAAAUGAUUGAAAAUCUGCGCUCCUACAAAAAUACGGCCGAACGGAGCAUGGGGAACGUCGGAAACGUGGAAGAAGACGUUCAUCGCCUCACCGCAGAGUUCGAACAGUUUCAACUCGCCCUUCAGAAUAUGGAGGUGUCCGUCCAGCAAGUGUUCCAACAACUUCAGCAUCUCAGCUCCAUCAACGGGCGAAAUCCAUCGGUGAGUCUUUUUUGAGAUGAAAAAUAGAAUGAUGUUUAAGAUUGAUCAAAUGGCAAAACGAUUGGACGAAGAAUGGCGAGUCGUCAAUGAGCAGAAAGAACGAAGAAGAAUCAUCCUUCUGAAUGCGAGAAACUUCUUCGUUUCCGCUCAGAGAUACUUUGCGGAAGUGCCAGAAUGGAUGAAGAACCCCGGAGUGAAUCCGAGCGACGUGAUGCUCAAUCAAAAUGAGCUGGAAACGGCGAUAACAUUGCACGACGCGUUCAGGACGCAAGUGGAAGAUGUGUACGCGCAGGCGUACGACGAUUCCACGAAAGUCUCGAGAGCAUUGAAAGACGCCCACGUGGAAGACAAUGUGUCACGGGAGCAUGCGAGUCGGUUACAGAAAACACACAAGCAGCUGUUGGAAAAAUGGAAAGAACGACAGGUUUGUUAAGGAUUAAGGAUCUGAAUUUAAAGUAGAAAUUAUAUUAGAAAAUGUGAAAAUUUCGAUGCUUCCAGACACUUCUUCACCAUAUGCUCGCAAUGAUUGCAUUCGAAAAAGACGUUCAAUUGGUGGUCGAUUGGCUUGAACAACACGGAGAAACCUAUCUUCGACGAAACAAUCAAAUCGGGAAAGAUUUGCCGGAAGCUCGGCGAGCUCAACACAACCACAAUAAGUUCCGAGACGUGGCUUCAAACACGUACGACAGCGUGAAGAAACUCGGAAAAGUUGUGGAAGACGUGACUUCGCAGGGCAGCAGUCAGUCGCUCGUUUCCUAAUUCCACAUCAGCCAAUCGUUUACAGAACUGUGUGACAUUCGAAAAAUGCAAAGUUUAAUGGCGGAGUUGAGGAAGAAGAUUGAGAAGUUCACCGCUAUGGAGCAGUCACGAGACAAGCUGCUCAGGUACUCGACUCUUUUUCAUACUCACUACAAAGAGCUGACCGAUUGGUACGCGAGAAUGAAAGAGAAGUACGAGGAUCGGACGGUCGAUUUAGGAGUGCAGGAGUGCGAUGCCAAUAAAGAACUGUUUGUGGUGGAGAUGGAUGAGACCGCUCAGGUAUUUGCAUCCUUUUCACCUUCGUCGCAAUAAAGUCAGAAGUUCCAGGCUUACGCGAUGACUUUCGAGGAAGGGAACACGUUGCUGCACGAGAUGAAAACAGCGAUCACCUCGUUUGGUGUGGAUUAUACGGAGAGCGUGAAGCACAUUCAGACACUGAUGGCUGAUAUCGGUGAGCAUUUAAUUCAGCUUUCUAUUACCACAUUUUCAAUUUCAGAGGAGAAGAAUGCGGCGGUGGUAGCACAAUAUUCUUCUCGGAGGACGCUUCUCUUCUUUGCAUCGAAAUUCGCAAUGUUCGAACAGAACAAGAACGACGUGAUCGAACAGAUAAAAAGUUGGGAAGAUGACAUGCGAGAAGUGAUUGGCUCGGAAGCAUUCUAUGAAAACGCGAGCACUGUCAUGAAGUUCCACGCUGAUAAUCAGAAACAAGUGCGCAACGCCAUCGACGACAUCCAGAAAACGGCGAAAGAACUUCUUCAAAUACUGGGAGAUCAAGUCUUGAAGGACAGAGCCGGGCGGAACGUGCGCGACGUGAUCACAGAGCAUCGGAGAGAACUCCAACGCGCCGAGUCGGAAGUGAUGGAGUACGCCGACGACAUAUCAAUGAGAAUCCACGCGGCGUGCGAGGUGGCCGAAUUGAGAAAGUGCUCAAACAAAGUGUGCAGGAUAAUCGAGAACCAAAUCAUUGCUCUUCAAAAUCUUCUAAUCAUUCCUGUGGAUUACAACGAUGCCAUGAAGAAGCAAGAAGAUCUGAAAAACUUUCGAGACAACGUGCAAAGCCUUCUCAAAGAGCCCUACGAUUAUUUUGUGAUCCGAUUCCGGCAACUGUGCGAAAACGGCCUUGUGGACAGGGAAGAAGUCGUUAUCCACAACGAACGGAUAGUGAACGUGCACCGACGACUGAUGGCGCAUUGUGAGGAGAAGAACAAGUUGCUCAAGUCGGCACACGGCUUCUACAAAACGUAUGAGACUAUUCUGCCGCUUCUCGAGUACCUAGAGAACGAUUAUCACACGGAUAAGAUCAAGGAUUGGUGCGACAGUUGUCCUUCUCCAGUGCACGCCGACCGGGCUGCGUUCGUGGCAGAUUUGCUGAGCAAGCACAUGAAUUACAAAGAACGAUUCGGAAAAGGAUGCCUCUAUGCUCAAAGGCACGCGGAAUUCCUGUUGCGAUACAUUCGCAGGACUCAAGUGAAUGAGAGUGAACAGUAAGUCACACGCCUUCUCCCAAAUGCAUUUAUUCAUCCCGUUUAUCUUUCUCUUCGCAAAUUAAACGUCCUUCGGGGGGCGUUUUAUGAUUGUGAUACGAAACAGUGAAUGGGAAAAAUUACGGUUCCAGGAGGCGACACGAGGCGAAAAUUGCGCAUUUGAAGACGACGAUCCGAGAAAGACAGUCCAACAUUCUUGGGUUGUGGACGCACAAAAAGGAACUUCUUGAUGGGUUAGUUGUGUUUUUACGUGACCCUUUGUUGACUAUUCAUUUUUCACGUGUCUUUUUCAUUUCAAUCGUCAUGGAUUCUGGAGACACUGAGAAUCUGGACUCGUCCGUCGUUGACGUCUUAUUCUAUCUACAAUUCAAAUUUCAGUUGUCAAGCAUUCAUCUUCAUCGAUGCCAGUGCCAAAGAAUUGCUAGAUUGGAUGAGCGGAGAGGGAGAGCAAGAACUGAAAAAGUUUGAGAAGAAAGGUCGAGGAUCAUCUUCGAAUGUCGACGACGACGAGUUUGCCGCGUUCAAGUUGGAAGUGAAGCAAAAGAAACUGAACAUCCAGUCGUUCCUCCACGUCACAACCACAAAUGAGCAGCUCAAACGAGGUGUACACGACAUAGACAUCGAGAACUGCAUUCGACAGGUUAGUGAUAAAGAAGAAGAAAAAUCUUACCUUCACUUGGCCAUCUUACAGGUUAAGGAUAGUUUUGAUCGGUUCUCGCGGCGAGUCCGUGACUGCGAAGUCGUUAUUCGUGGCGAGAAUGGAGGAACGCAGCCGCCGAAGGAUGAGUUCUCACUCGACCGCCACUCCGAUCCGACCAUCUUCGCGGAGGGCAACAUCUACGAACGGAGGGAAGAGAACCGGAAAAUGCUCGAACCGAUGCGGGAGCUCAUUCAAUCCGAAAGGGACUACAUCAAGGAUAUUGAGAGAUGCGUCAGCAUGUUAGUUUUUAACAUUUUUCUUUAAAUUUUCAUGCGUCUUUUCAGUUACGUCAACGAGUUCGACACGGCAGUCAACAACGGAACGAUUCCAACCUCGCUCAGUUCGAAGAAAACUGAGAUUUUCGGAAACAUCGAUAAGAUCUACUGGUUCCACAAUAAGUUAGAAUUCCUGAUUAAACAAAUUAGCAUUACUCUAACUAUGUCUUUUUCAGCAAAUUGAUUGACGAACUUGUGAAAUACGAACAUCAACCAGAGACGGUAGGCACGGCGUUCACAGUCUGGAUCGAUCUGCUCAAGGAAUUAUACACGGAAUACUGUGUCAACAAGGAGCAGAAUAACAAUGUGAUUGCCACUCCAGACGCCAUUGCAUUCUUCAAUUCGAUACGGGAAAAGCACAGUCUAGAGAUAAACAAUGAAAUUGCGAGUCUUCUGAUAAAACCGGUGCAGAGGAUCACUCGAUAUCAGCUCCUGUUAAAUCAACUGCUGAAGCUGUGCCCUUCGGACAAAUCCGAGGAUCUGAAGGAGGCGCACAAUGUGGUGUGCAGUGUGCCACGGAAAGUGAACGAUCUCAUUCACUUCCACUGUCUCGAUCUCAAAGACAAUAAUGUCGACGAGUUGGGUCCGUUCGUCUUCCAAGACACGCUUACCGUCUGGGAGCCGAGAGCGUAUUUCAAGGGACGCGGGAAAGAAAGACAAGUUUUCCUUUUCGAUCUCUCGAUCGUCUUUGCCAAAAAACUCGAAAUCUCGCAGAAGAAUGUGAAAUAUGUAAUCAAAGGAAAACCUCUCCCGGUAAGAAUUCUGGAAUUAUGAAUUAUGAAACCCCUGGAUUUCAGUUGAGCGAAGUGUCAAUCGUCGAACACGUGGAAGGUGAUCCGUGCCGAUUCGGACUCCGCCUGGGAUCUGUCGCAUCGAACGAGAACCGAACGGACCUGAAAGCGGCGAGUGGUAGCACAAAGAUCAAGUGGGUGCAGAAGAUCCGCGAGUUGAACUCUGGAUUGCUGCCGAUGGGUCAGUUAUCCUCUCUUAACUUUUCGAACUCUGUCUCUUCCAGGUCUCAGCGUCUCUCCUGCCUUCUCAGCAACAACACUCACUUCGGCGCGAACAGUAUCCAUCCGAUCGGGAGCGUCAACCUCUUCUGGAGGCGACAACCGACAGUCCCAGGACGUCGAGUCCCUCUUCCAUCACCGGUACAGUGCGCAAAGUUUCGAAGAGAACCCGGUUAGUUUAUUCAUUUUUCUUCCUACACUCUUCUCGUCUUCUCCUUCUUCUUCUUCUUCUUCUCUCCACUCUCAUAAAGUGAAGAUUUCAUUUUAUUGGCGGGCGGGUAGGUCGUGGCCCGUAUGAACAGGUGCUAUCUGUUGGAAUGUACGCGUGGCACACGCAUUUUUUGAAUUUUUUGCGGAGAAAAGACAACAUGUAAACGGAGAAAGAAGUGUAUGAAAUAUCUGCCACGUCACUCGUCAGUUCUUAAUACAGUUGCCACGUCAGACGUCAGUUCCUAAUAAACUCUAACUUAAAGUCCAAGAUUCCCCAAACAGACGUCCAUACGGACACAACAGUGUUCUCUCACUCAUUAGCCGUGGUCAAACAGAUUUGGUGCACGAUGGGUGAAAGUGGACUCGGGAAAGGGCAUGUGAUGGUCCCCGGGCACUCUGAAUGAUUGCAUCACAAGCACACUUACACAGAUAGAGAGAAAGAGAGACUCCCCGCGCUCUUAGUUUCUUACACACAACAAACUUCGGUCGGCUCCUGCGGGAAGACGGCUGUCGUCUGCGACCUCGUGCUUGGAGUCGCUCUCUUCCUGACUCUCCCGGAUUUUUCACCUUUUUCUUCAUCCUCAUCUUCUUGCCACCUAAUCGAUAUCAUUCAUCAGUUUCGAAAAACGAGCAGCCAGCAGCGCAUCACCGACUUCCAUCCCCCCGCCUGCUCGUCGUUUUUUGGCCUCUUCUCUCAGACACUGGUAUGCGAGCAGAUUCUGAGGAGUGACGAUUAGCGGACCCGUCGUUCCGAUUCCACCAUCGACCAUCGAUUGAUCGGCGCCCCCAUCGAGAGUGGUUUAUCGUCUCUGCAAUCUAUCUAUUCCAUUGUUGCUGCUGCUGCUGCCUUCGUUCCGAUUCUCCCACGGUCCCGGCCGUCCGACUGUCGACUCUUUCUGCCCGAUUCCAUCGUACUCUAUUCUCACCUUCAGCUAUGGUUCACAGUUGCUUUUCAUGCUUGAGGAAGGUAAGAUCGCGCGAAAGCAGUAAGCGACUGCUGAUGAAAAUAACAAAUUGGAUGACGUUAAUCAAUUUCCGGCCCGAAACGUUGACACUGAUGACGGCUGGCUCUGUGUGUGUAUGUGUGAUCCGUGCGUGUGCUCCCCUUACAUAAUACACUGAUUGGAUUUGUGCUCCCCGCGCAUUCGUCUUUGCUUCCUUUCCGCUAUGCUACUCUUUUCCAGAAGCGGGCAGUGUUUGUUUUUUGAGCGAAAAGACUUCAUAAACAAUUUAGGUCCCGACCACGUCCCCUUCUCUCACUCGCAUUCUCUCUUUUUGCGCGCCACCGAAAGGUUGGAAUAACAAUGUUGGCAGUAAUCUGCGCGGAAACGAAAGAAAAUGAAUUAAUCAUGAAAGCGACACUCGCACAGACGAACAGGCACGCGUUUUAGUUUCUUCCCUCUGCUUUCGCGGAAAACAGAAACGGCAGCUGCCACGUCACUUGUGGUUGUCUCGGCUCGUACUGCAAAUGACAGGUGCAUGCGCGUUCAGUGGCCGCCUCUGUGCUCAUUGAAAUGUGUCUGGCCAAUUGCCACGUCAUAAUAUGCUUUCCGCUAUUUCGAGUUUGUUCUUCUGCUGAGUUGAUAGCCGCGUGGUUGUUCCGCACGCCUGCACUUUUCUAUUCGUAAAAGGAAACGUGAUCACUAGGCCGAUUAUGAGCUAUUCAUCAAAAUUGUCCAUCUUCUUCUUUUUCUCCCACUCUUUUUGCCUUUCUAAACCUCCCCACCUCUCCACAUCUGAAUUCCGACACCCUACUUCCUUCCUGUCAUUUCUGUCUUCUGAUCCUCCUUCACCGCCUCCUUGCCGUAAUUAUGUGGUGGAUCAAAUGUGAGGAAUCCCUAAGAGCUCGUCGUGUCCUCAAUUAGCCUACUAGUCGUAGAUGUUUAAUAUUUUUCUCUAAAUUUGGUUCAUUUUUUCUUCGUCUCAGUUUUCGGGCGUCACUCGCCGACUCCACCCAUCUCCGAAUUGGCUCCAUGCAUACGAGUCGAGGGCCCGCCUCUCUCCAAUUGGCUCAGAUUAUGGACGAACAAAAGAAUAGGAAACAUCCUUCGAGUCUCCUUUUCUCGUCGGCUCUUAUUAUACUAAACCGUCUUAUUCUUCUCGCCAAAAGGGGAAUCAAUUCAAUUGUCUUUCUCGCCAAGCCCUAAUCCGGUGCUUCUUUCCUUUCUCUCAGUUAGGUCAUCUUUUUUCCCGUUUGCCUUAGUAUUCGACUUAACUGACGUCUCCUUCGUUGUCCUCGGCUUUUCCUCAUUCUCCCAUUCUUUUUACUCGUUUGUUGGUUCUACUGGUGGCGACUAAUUGGUUCGGUGGUCUCCCAUUUCGCAGUCCCGCCCAUCUUCCUCAUCAUGGCUCCGCUCGCAGUCUGCCUGUCAUUUGACAAACAAUCGAAUUUAGUUGUCGCCCUUAUACCCGGUGGCCGAAUGUCUCGGAUCCACUUGAUAUUUACCCUUGUACAUGUAUCCAUUUCAUCGUUUUUUGCGCCCCCGCCAUCAUCCUUCGUCUCCUCCUUCUUUUCUUCCCUCCUCCAUCCUCCAUCCCGUGGUUCUCAUCAAAUCAGAUAUUGGAUCGGAUGUCAUUUAUUCCUAAUUUCUACCUCUUUCUUCAAGUUUUGAAAUUCUGUCGAAAUCAAUGGACUGUUUUCUGACUCAUUUCGCCCCACUGAAUCACACCGAAUCAGACCAAAGCCGCCGCGCAAACAGAAAAUUCGUUUUGUGACUGCCAUAUUUUUCGAAAUGUGCGAAAUGGGACCGAUGCCUUUUGCAUCCUUUUUCCCCCAGAAUAUAAUUGACGUCCAUAUAAUAAUCACGCACUUUUUAUUGAAUAGACCUUUUCCUUUCUCUCUCUCUCUCUCUCUCUCUCUCUCUCUCUCUUUAGCUCGGCCAUUUUCACUUGGCUUCUUCUUUCGCCGUCCGCUCUGUUUUCGGUCAGGCAGGUGAAGCGUGAAAAUUAGAUCUGAAGCUAUUGGCGAAGAAACCUGGAAAAGCACGCAAAAGUUCGAUGGAACUUUGUGUUGCAACGAAAGAACUCUCACUUCGUCACAAUCGUCUGAUGUUUUCUUUUUUUUCGCAGUUCUUUUUCGUUUAUUUAGUGGAUGAAAGGGAUUUUUGAAAAUACGCUAUCCAGUAAAUAAAUGCUCGGGGCACUUUGUGAGUAGAUGUCAUCUCCAAACGCCCACUGAGGGACACUAGCGGGUCAGAUUUUUCCUGGAUUAAUUCGAAAGAGCCAUAUGAUUUGUGUUUUCUUUUUUUACAGCCGCAGGCGUCUUAUACUCUCCAGUUAUUCCUCUUCUUCGUUCUCUUUUCAUUUGCGAAAUAUAAUUACUCGGCAGUUGUUUCGUGGAGCCGCCCCUCUCGGCUCCGAGCCUCGCUUCGUUUUAUUCCGACAUUCUCCUAUCGACUCGCUCGAUCUGCGUUUUUUUUUCUUUCUUCUUUCUACGUUUUAUCCGUAUUCAUCUCUUGUUUUGAGCACCUCCAAAAUGCUCGGUUAUUCCAAAUCAUGGCGCUCGCUUCGAUCCCGAACGGGCAGUCUGUACACACGAGCUCGCAAUCGACUGACGAGCUCAUUCCGUGGCGGCACCAAGCCCGAAAAUCUGGCGGUGGCCGAGUUCGACGAUUCGACGGUGAGCAACGCGCGCUCUCGUCUCUUUGCCCCAGGGCUACAUGUGUUUUUGGAACGAAUUCAUUAAUAUUUGAGAGAAGAGAAAACGAGAAAAGACUCGGUUCACCACUCUCCUCCAUCGUGUGUGUGUCUUUCUGCUUGUGGUUCAAUGAAAAGAAGAAGAAGAAGAAGAAGAAAAAUGUGUGAUGUCGGAAGGGGGAAGAAUGAGAAGAGGAAAGAAAAAGUGUUCGAGAUUGUCACUGGUUCUGAGUGACGGGUGAUGAUCCGAGGGACGACAAGACACUGAACCUUGUUUGUGUUUCAGCAGUCCUCCGAAGUGUGGAUCGUGACGGAAGACUUUGAUGGACAGGACGAAGGACAUCUCAAAGUACAGAAGGGAGAUCGCGUCGAGGUGAGCAUUUAUUGAUUUAAAUUGGCAUAUUUAUCAGUAUCGAAAAAACACCGAUUUUCUGACUUUCUGUCCUACUCCAAUUCCUAGUCUCGAUUUUAUUAGAAAUGACGAACGCCAAUAACGGGGACACCGAUUUCCGUUUACUCUCUUUAUCCAAAUUGGCCCAAUCAAUGCGUUUGUAGAUUCUCGAGGAGCAGGCAACCGACGCCGCCGAUUUCUUGCAAGUUGUGCUCUGCGAGCAACCAACGAAACAUGGGCUUGUGCCCAGGGCCAUCCUUGUAUCACGUAAGUUUUUUCUUCGAAUUUUGCGGGUUUGCUUUUUAAGUUUUUUCGUUGUUAGAAAAAACUCAGGUUUGUGUGAGCCAACGGUCAGAGUUUUGAAUAAUUCAGAAAGCAAAGAGUGA
Molecule: messenger RNA, 11428 nt
Organism: Caenorhabditis sp. 36 PRJEB53466
Lineage: Eukaryota; Metazoa; Nematoda; Chromadorea; Rhabditida; Rhabditidae
Source: the annotation of a GenBank genome assembly